Mangifera indica (mango) is the source of this 956-nucleotide messenger RNA. RefSeq lists its product as uncharacterized. The transcript has 5 exons. The record is from RefSeq and is a predicted model, not a curated record. Bases 205 to 549 code for a protein of 114 amino acids. Lineage: Eukaryota; Viridiplantae; Streptophyta; Magnoliopsida; Sapindales; Anacardiaceae.
CAAAUAAUAUGAUCUUCAAAUUUUCAUUUUCAUUCUGUUCUCUUCAGCAAAUAAUAUAUAUAUAUAUACAACCACGUGUUUCCUCUUCUGUUUUCUUUAUUUUUUUGAUUCUGUAGUCAGCCCUAGAAGCCGUAACCUUUCAUGCUUCCCUUUGAUAGCUGAAGAACCAAGCUUUCGAAAGUCAAACAUACAGAGAAUCACCAAAUGUAUCCGAAGGUGAAAGUGAGAGAAGACAGAGACGAAGAUCAUAAACGUGAUGUUGCAGUUGAUCAUAAAGUAUUUGCGUCUCUCCCCAUACGUGUCUCUUCUUCUUCUCCUCCUGUGAAAGAGGAGCAGCAAGAUGUUUCCCACCGUUUGUUCCAAGAAUUCAAAACACUCGUGUGCUUAACGCAGUCAAUGUUACACCCACUGUUUCUAACAGCAGAGAACCAGAGAAGCAUGAUAGAAAGGUUGAUGAAAAGGAUAGAUCAAAUAUCAGACUCACUUCUUCUUCCAGUUCCGUCCUGCGUCCUCGUGCUGUUUUAUCAAGUCCUGACAACGAUGCGAUGAUAGGAAACAAAAACAAGAUCGGAGCAAAUCGAUCAAAAGUUUUGAGGAACCAUAAUUUUAUUCAAAAUAGACAUGUGAGCGCCCAAUGUAAAGUUGCUCCAAGCACCAAAAGUCAAAUGCACACAAAUUUGUCCAAUGAGGCUUCUGAUAAGAAGAGUGAUCUUAAAGGGAAGACGAGUUCAGUGAUGGUCACUCCAACUCAGAGAAGCCUUCGGCGUGGAAAAUCUUGCUUUGUGAAAACUUGAAUGUGAUAUGUGUUAUCGGAUCAGUCGUAUCAGACUUCAGAGGAUUGUAUGAAUGAAUACAGAGUGUUUUUCAUUUCUUUUUUCCCCUUCUGGAAAAAAGGUAAUUGUCCACAUGAUGGAAGACAAAAUUAAUAUCUAUACAAUACUUGGGUUUCUCACUGA